AAGAUCUGCAAAGACUUGGACAAAGACGACGGUUUCCCUCGAGUUUACUCUUACUGCCAAUGGAAUGAAUACAACGUUUUGGUGACCGAAGUGUUGGGUCCGUCGCUGUCGGAGAUGUUUGACACUCAUAACAGUCAAUUCAAUCCGAAGACAGAACUUUAUAUCGUCUUUCAAUUGAUUCAUCGGAUUCAGAAACUACAUGAACUCGGGUUUAUAAUCCGUGACAUAAAUCCCGAUACUCUGGUGUUGGGCCCAAAACAGACUAAGAAGGAGAGUAUCAUUCACUUGACUGACUUCUCAUUAGUCAAACGCUAUACUUCGGACCCAAACAACCCUCUAAAGCAUAUACCGAUGACAAGCGGGCGAUCGCUCAACAGUUGGCCGCGUUAUGCGAGUAUUAACGCACAUUUGGGACUAGAGGUGUCCCGACGCGAUGACAUGGAGUCCAUCGGCUAUUUGAUUGUCUAUUUCGCAAAACACGGCAAACUUCUGUGGACUGAUCAGGGAUUUACGGGAGAUGUUAAGCAACAGAUCGGCGAAUAUAAAAGAUGUACACCUAUUGAGAGACUGUGUAGUGAUAUUCCCAACGUUUUCGCCAAAUAUCUACGAAUUGUCCGGAAUUUGGAGUUCGACGAAACCCCAGAAUACAUGAAACUAAAGCUUAUGUUUUACCAACACUUUCUCGACGCUGAGCUCGAAGACGAUGGUCUGUACAUCUGGUCCACAAAUGCGCCCAAAUAG
Molecule: messenger RNA, 741 nt
Organism: Medioppia subpectinata
Lineage: Eukaryota; Metazoa; Arthropoda; Arachnida; Sarcoptiformes; Oppiidae
Source: the annotation of a GenBank genome assembly